AUGCACAGAAAACCCAGCCAACUGAAUCUUAUCCGUAUCGACUCGGUGAAACAAGGUCGGAUCUGGCUGGACAAUGUCCACUGUUCAGGGCGGGAGAGAACACUGGCCCAGUGUAAGUCCAAUGGCUUCGGAGUGUCCGACUGCAAACACUCUGAGGACGUGGGAGUGGUGUGUAACCAGAGACGCAUCCCCGGCUUCAAGUUCAUCAGUAGCUUCACCAACAGUGUGGAGAGUCUGAAUGUCCAGCUAGAAGAGGUGCGUAUCCGGGCUAUCUCCUCCCAGCGUAAAAGGGUCCCCAUCACAGAGGGCUACCUGGAGGUGAAGGACGGGGGGAAGUGGAGACAGAUCUGUGACGAAGAGUGGACAGAGAUGAACAACAGGGUCAUCUGUGGGAUGUACGGCUUUCCUGGAGAGAAAGGAUACAACACUAAAGUCUACAAGCUGCUGGCCAAGCGGAGGAAGAAGAACUACUGGGACUUCGGGGUGAACUGCACGGGGAACGAGGCCAGCCUGCAUGGCUGUAAGCUGGGCCGCAAGGUGGAGCUGAAGGGAAACGCCACCUGUGAGAAGGGGAUGCCUGUGGUGGUGAGCUGUGUCCCAGGACGGGCAUUUGCUCCCAGCCACGCCCAGGGCUUCAGCAAGGCCUACAGGGUGGAGCAACCCCUGGUGCGUCUGAGAGGUGGGGCCAACAUAGGAGACGGGCGAGUGGAGGUGCUGAAGAACGGCGAAUGGGGCACCGUCUGUGAUGACAGCUGGAACCUAAAGGCAGCGUCCGUGGUGUGUCGAGAACUGGGCUUCGGGAGUGCAAAGAUGGCCCUCGCUGGAGGCAGGCUGGGACAAGGAAUGGGCCCAGUCCAUAUGAAUGAGGUGGAGUGCUCUGGCUUUGAGAAGUCCCUCACAGAGUGUUACUUCAACAGAGAUGCCCUGGGCUGCAGUCACGAGGAGGACGCUGCAGUUAGAUGUAAUGUUCCUGCCAUGGGCUUCCAGAACAAACUGCGUCUGAGCGGUGGGCGGAACCCGUUUGAGGGGCGUGUGGAGGUGCUGGCGGAGAAGAAUGACUCGCUGGUGUGGGGCACAGUGUGUAGUGAUAGCUGGGGCACCAUGGAGGCCACGGUCGUGUGCAGGCAGUUGGGCCUUGGGUUCGCCAGCAACGCCUUCCAGGAGACGUGGUACUGGCCGGGAGACGUGAGGGCUGAUGAUGUGGUGAUGAGCGGGGUCAGGUGCUCAGGGACGGAGAUGACCUUGGCCCAAUGCCUCCAUCACGGGAAACACCUCCACUGCCCUCAAGGGGGAGGGCGCUUCGCUGCUGGUGUAUCCUGCUCCGAGUCGGCCCCAGACUUGGUUCUCAACGCUCAGGUGGUGGAACACACCACAUACCUGGAGGACCGGCCAAUGUACAUACUGCAGUGUGCCAACGAGGAGCACUGUCUGUCCAGCAGCGCUGCCAUCGCCACACCCUCCUCCUACCGUCGCCUGAUGCGCUUCUCCUCCCAAAUCCACAACAACGGACAGUCCGACUUCCGCCCCAGGGCUGCACACAACUCCUGGGUCUGGCACGACUGCCACAGACACUACCACAGCAUGGAGGUGUUCACCCACUAUGACCUGCUGAGCCUCAAUGGCACCAAGGUAGCAGAGGGACACAAGGCCAGUUUCUGUCUGGAGGACACCCAAUGUGAAGAGGGUAUUGAGAAGAGGUACGAGUGUGCUAACUUCGGGCAGCAGGGCAUCACUGUUGGCUGCUGGGAUACAUACAGACACGACAUCGACUGUCAGUGGAUAGACGUGACAGACGUCGUGCCAGGAGACUACAUCUUCCAGGUUGUAAUCAACCCCAACUAUGAGGUGGCAGAGUCCGACUACACCAACAACAUUAUGAAGUGCAGGUGUCGAUAUGAUGGCCACCGGAUAUGGACGUACAACUGUCAUAUAGGUGAGACUGGAUGACAACAGUGGCGAUUACUGGCUACAACAGUAUUGAAUGUGAUGGACACAAUUAACUUUUCAUGUUCAAAGACAUUUUUUCUAUGGAUAACAAAUUACCACAUUCCAAAGAGGCUUACAUUCAUUUAGUAAAUAAAUUGGUGAAAAGGCAAUCGCAAAAUUCUAAAACAUUUUAAUGAGACAAUUUACUGAUAAUACUAACAUAUUCACAACGGAUGGUCCCCAAACACAUGUGCUUUAAGGUUAGUCUUACAAACUGGAGAGACAGAUUUCCAAUUUCCUCUGCUGGAUCGUAAUGUUGGCCAUUACAAUAGUCAGUAAUUUUUUUUUUAAAUAAAAUACAAACACACACAGUCCCAGUCAAAAGUUGACACCUACUCAUUCCAGGGUUUUUCUUUAUUU
This is a messenger RNA of Salvelinus namaycush (lake trout), 2346 nucleotides long. RefSeq names its product lysyl oxidase homolog 2A-like. The record is from RefSeq and is a predicted model, not a curated record. The coding region runs from base 1 to 1947 and encodes 648 amino acids. NCBI's taxonomy places the organism in Eukaryota, Metazoa, Chordata, Actinopteri, Salmoniformes, Salmonidae. Gene Ontology annotation, molecular function: protein-lysine 6-oxidase activity; copper ion binding. Gene Ontology annotation, biological process: peptidyl-lysine oxidation; sprouting angiogenesis. The transcript is spliced from 12 exons. Gene Ontology annotation, cellular component: membrane.